Molecule: messenger RNA, 5456 nt
Organism: Chiroxiphia lanceolata (lance-tailed manakin)
Lineage: Eukaryota; Metazoa; Chordata; Aves; Passeriformes; Pipridae
Gene: CARMIL1
Product: capping protein regulator and myosin 1 linker 1
Biological process (GO): cell migration; regulation of Arp2/3 complex-mediated actin nucleation
Cellular component (GO): lamellipodium; plasma membrane
Molecular function (GO): protein binding
Source: RefSeq, a predicted model, not a curated record
GGGGGGAGCCGGGUGGCGCGCAGGAGAGAAGGAGGGAGCCGGCGUGGGGGCCGCCGUGAGCUUGGAGCGCCGCGCUUGACCGGCCGCCUGUGGGCGAUCCAUCCCUCCCUGGGAAUGUCCCUCCUGGCCGCGCCGGCAGCCAGGGGCGGCAUGUAGCGCGGGGGGAACGGGCUCCGCGGGGGGCGGGAGAAGCCCCUUCCCUCCGCCCGCGCUCGCACGCCGCACACACACGCACACACACACACCGCAGCGAGGCGCACGGCCGGCCCUCCCUCCUCCCCCGCCCGCUGAGUGCAUGCCCGCCGCGCCCGGCGCAGGGACGGCGCGCCGCUGAAGCAGCCCCGCCACCGGGCACCCCCGGGCAGCGCCGCCGCCAUGGCCGAGGAGAGCUCCGACGUCCCCAAAGAGUUGAUCGAAAGUGUCAGGGAUGUUAUUGGGAGGAAAAUCAAAAUUUCUGUCAAGAAGAAAGUAAAGCUGGAAACCAAGGGAGAUAAAGUGGAUAACAAAAUAUUGGUGUUGGCAUCAUGUCGGGCUUUUCUUUUAACAUCUCGGAUUCCCACCAAGUUAGAACUAACUUUCAGCUACUUGGAAAUCCAGGGAGUAACUUCCAGUAAACCAGGUCAGUUGAUUAUGGAAACUGAGAAAUGCAGCAUCUCCAUGAAGAUGGCGUCUUCAGAGGAUGUGAACGAGGUGCUGGCACACAUUGGGACCUGCCUCAGGAAGAUAUUCCCUGGACUCUCACCAGUGAGGAUUAUGAAAAAAGUAACUCUGGAGCCUUCAGAAAGACUGGCUAAUCUCCAGGCCCUGUGGGACAGUCAGACAGUGACAGAACUCGGACCUUGUGGAGGCUUUUCGCAGAUGUAUGCUUGUGUUUGUGAUUGGCUUGGAUUUCCUUAUAGAGAAGAAGUACAGUGGGAUGUCGAUACAAUUUACCUGACACAAGAUACCAGAGAGUUGAAUUUGCAAGACUUCAGUCACCUUGACCACAGAGACUUAAUACCUAUAGUUGCUGCUCUGGAGUAUAAUCAGUGGUUUACAAAGCUGUCCUCCAAGGAUCUGAAAUUAUCCACUGAUGUCUGUGAGCAGAUACUGCGAGUGGUGAGUAGGUCCAAUCGAUUGGAAGAACUGGUAUUAGAGAAUGCCGGGCUUAGAACAGAUUUUGCACAGAAACUAGCCAGUGCCCUAGCCCAUAAUCCCAACUCAGGACUCCACACGAUCAACCUUGCUAGCAAUCCACUUGAAGAUAGAGGUGUGUCAUCUUUGAGCAUCCAGUUCGCCAAACUUCCAAAGGGACUGAAGCAUUUAAAUUUAUCUAAAACCUCCUUGUCACCUAAAGGGGUGAAUAGCCUUUCCCAGUCACUGAGUGCCAACUCGCUGAUCGCGAACACACUCGUCUAUCUCGACCUCUCAGGGAACGCGCUCCGUGGUGAUGAUCUCUCAAGCCUGUACAAUUUUUUGGCCCAGCCAAAUGCCCUUGUUCACCUGGAUUUAUCCAACACGGAGUGCGCGCUAGAUAUGGUGUGUGGAGCCCUCCUUCGUGGAUGUCUUCAGCAUCUAGCUGUCCUUAGCCUCUCUAGGACUCUGUUUUCUCACAGAAAAGGAAAAGAAGUCCCUCCUUCCUUCAAACAGUUUUUCAGCAGCUCACUUGCUUUGAUGCAGAUUAAUCUUUCAGGAACUAAACUCCCUCCUGAGCCUCUAAAAGCACUUUUGUUAGGCCUGGCUUGCAAUCACAAUCUGAAGGAGGUGUCUUUAGACCUCAGUAGCUGUGAGUUAAGAUCUGGAGGUGCACAAGUCUUGGAAGGAUGCAUAGCAGAAAUACACAAUAUCACCAGCCUAGAUAUUUCAGACAAUGGCCUAGAAUCUGACCUCUCAACCCUUGUAGUCUGGCUUAGUAAAAACCGAUCGAUAAGACAUUUGGCAUUAGGCAAAAACUUUAACAACAUGAAAUCCAAAAAUCUCACUCCAGUACUUGAUAAUUUAGUUCAGAUGAUUCAAGACGAGGAUUCACCUCUACAGUCAUUGUCCCUCGCAGAUUCCAAGCUGAAGACUGAGGUCACCAUCAUUAUUAAUGCCUUGGGCAGCAAUACUUCUCUUACAAAAGUGGAUAUUAGUGGAAAUGCCAUGGGAGAUAUGGGAGCAAAGAUGUUGGCAAAAGCCCUACAGAUAAACACCAAGCUCAGAACUGUAAUAUGGGACAAGAAUAACAUCACUGCGCAGGGCUUCCAGGACAUAGCUGUGGCACUGGAAAAGAAUUAUACAUUGAGAUUCAUGCCUAUACCGAUGAAUGAUGCCUCCCAAGCACUCAAAACAAACCCUGAGAAAACAGAAGAGGCACUUGCAAAAGGCUUUCUUUACACAACACAAGGACGUUCUCUCCCAAAAAAAAAACUACUUCUUCGUAAUCAUGAGACCAGGAAGUACCUACAGGAACAAGCGUAUCGGCUGCAGCAAGGCAUUGUCACCAGUACCACUCAGCAGAUGAUUGACAGGAUAUGUGUAAAAGUGCAAGAUCAUCUCAACUCUUUAAGAAACUGUGGCGUGGAUGCUGUACAGGAAGAUGUCAAAUCGGCAGAACGGCUUAUGCGGGAUGCUAAGAACUCCAAAACACUCUUACCAAAUCUGUAUCACCUUGGUGGAGCUUCUUGGGCAGGAGCAAAUGGUUCACUCUCCAAUCCAAUCCAAGAGACACUUGAAUCCAUGGCUGGAGAAGUCACAAGGGUAGUGGAUGAGCAACUUAAGACGCUCCUUGAGUCUAUGGUGGAUGCAGCGGAAAACCUUUGCCCAAAUGUAAUGAAGAAAGCUCACAUCCGUGAAGACCUGAUUGAGGCUAGCACUGAGAAGAUUUCCAUCCCACGCACUUUUGUGAAAAAUGUCCUCUUAGAGCAAUCUGGAAUUGAUAUCCUCAAUAAAAUUAGUGAAGUAAAGCUGACAGUGGCUUCUUUCCUGUCUGACCGAGUUGUAGAUGAAAUUCUGGAUGCACUUUCCCAUUGCCAUCACAAACUGGCUGACCAUUUGACCAGACGUGGCAAACCACUUCCACAACAAGAGUCACUGGAGAUUGAGUUAGCUGAAGAAAAACCAACUAAACGCUCUAUCAUUACAGUUGAGGAGUUGACAGAGAUAGAACGUUUGGAGGAUCUGGACACUUGUAUGAUGACUCCUAAAUCAAAAAGAAAAAGCAUCCACAGUAGAAUGCUCCGGCCGGUGUCCAGAGCUUUUGAAAUGGAAUUUGAUCUAGAUAAAGCACUGGAAGAAGUACCUAUCCAUAUAGAAGACCCACCAUUUCCUUCCAGCAGGCCAGACAAACGAACUUCUGGAUUCAUUUCAGAGCUGCCAUCUGAAGAAGGGAGGAAACUGGAACACUUUACAAAAUUAAGGCCCAAAAGGAAUAAAAAGCAGCAGCCCAGCCAAGCAGCAGUUCCUGCUGGACUACCUCCAGAAGGGGAUCAGAAUGGCCUCAUGGGGAGAGUGGAUGAAGGCGUGGAUGAAUUUUUCACUAAGAAAGUGACAAAAAUGGAUUCAAAGAGACCGUCAACUAAAACUUCCGACAGCAGUGAGCCCAGUGAAGCAGGUGAUGAGAAGAAGAAAAGGGACUCAAGAAAGAGUGGCUUCCUUAACUUAAUCAAAUCAAGAGGCUCCAAAUCUGAACGUCCCCCGACUGUGACAGUGGCAGAGGAGCCCUCCUCGCCCAAGGUUGCUACAAGAAGUCCAGCUUUAGACACAAGCAAGAAGGAGGUAAAGCCUGCAGAGCAGAACGGUGGUACAGAGCGAUCUGAGGAAUUAAAGACACCAGACUCACUGGAGGAGGUGCAACCAGAUGAUGUGGCAAAAGCUGAGAGGGGUGACAGCAAAGGAAGCCCCCAGGGCGGCCGGAGGUAUGGUGUGCAAGUGAUGGGCAGUGGACUUCUCGCAGAAAUGAAAGCCAAGCAGGAGAAGAGAGCAGCCUCUGCUCAGAAGAAACUUGGGAAUGACACGACUCCCAGAGAGUCUUUUGACACAACAGUGAGCUCAGAACGACUGGAUGGAAGUGGUGCAGUGCCUAAACAGCAGCAGACCCUUCCAGAGAGUCGGUUUGCAUCGAAUAAAGGUGACUCCCUUUCAACAUCAUCAGAAAAAAACUCAAAAGCUGAACCAAAGGCAGAAGCUGGCGCAAAGGCAAGAAGUUCUUCCAACACACCUACCAGCCCAAAACCCCCACUGCAGUCAACAAAGCCCAGCCUGGCAGGACGACCCACAGUGCCACAGAAACCGCGCUCUGCCUCUCGUACUGAGGAAGCUCCAGAGUCUCCCUCUGGCCCCAGUUCCCCAAAAGUUGCCCUGCUUCCACCUGUGCUGAAGAAAGUUCCUUCUGAUAAAGAAAAGGAUGGUCAGAGCACCCCUUCAGUCAGAUCAUUUUCUCAAGAAGCUGCGAAAAGAAGCCCCGGGCAGCAGUCUCACGAGUUCCAGGAACUGAAGCAGAGGUCCUUAAGUAAAGACGGUCAUCAGGGAAGCAAGUCCAGUGACUCCGGCGAAGAAGCAGAUAAAGAUUUUAUUUUCGUUUAGCAAUCAGUACAAGUGCUUCGUAGUGCAAGAGCUUUUUAUAACAAUCGGGGUUCAGCAAUCAACAGCCCCUCUAGCCAGCUGCUCUUUCACCACAGGUACAUUUCCAUGCAGAAAACCUGAUCUUCCAAUCAUUAUUUACAGUACACUUGGCAUCGAUUCGGUCCUUAAUUUCUGUUCUGUACAAUGUAGACAUUCCUUUCCAUGCCUUUGCCUAAAGCCAGCCAUUCUUUCAUGUGUUCUACUUGAAUUUCUCUGAAGCAGCUACAAAGAGUGCCCUGCAUUAGGGCAUUUAGAAAGCAAAGCAAAUUAACUGGAGACUAUCUUACACUAAAACACUGUACAGCAGGUAAUGUGUUGUACUGCUGAAUGUAAAUGUGUCAGAUCUGCACGUGACUUACCUAUAAAUAUAUUCUUGCGGUAUGCAAUUGCACAUUGUAAUUAUAUUAAAAGAGCACACUAAUAAAAUAAUUUGUAUAGAUUAUAUAUAUUAAAUGCUUGGGUAUGGUUUUUACAUUCUCCCAUAGGGAGCUUCUUUCUUCCUGUUCUCCUACUGUACAUAAAGCUCCAACACUUACAUUUGUGUACCGUCAGAAAGCACAACAGAGAAGGAUUUGGAUGACGUAUAAUCAUGGUAUGCUUCCACAUUCGUAUAUUAAUGUAUAUAUUGAUUGGAAUGAGGGCAAUUGAAAUUUUAUUAAUAUUGGUGUUUUCUAGAGGCCUUCCUCAGUUUUGUCUGCAUAUUAGCUUCCUUUCAAUGUGUAAUUCUAUGAGAAACAUAGCUCGACACCUGUAAAAACAUUUCAGCUUUUGAGGGAGGGGAUGCAAAUUUCACAGCUACCCACUUACAUUACAAGUUGAAGGGAUUUUAUUCAUAUGUAUAUUUGUAACAAUAAAAAAUGAUUUUACAACUGAAA